AUAACUCCAUUUUGGAAAACAGCUGUUUGAAGACACACGAGCUUCUGUCGCUGUCCGAGAAGACGACGGAACCCGGAGAGAACAAACACUUUCCUUGCUUGAUUUCAUUCUUUUUUCUUUGAGUGUCAGGAAACUUGGGCGGGAAUUGAUGGUGUUAAAUUCGCUCUGGAACAAGUGGGUAAGAGGAGGCGACUGGAUCAAGGUGUAAUGAGAGCGCUGGUCAUGGACAGAUGAUGGACGUGGAGACGUCAUAUUCAGACUUUAUCAACUGUGAUCGCACUGGCCGCAGGAACGCAGUGCCCGACAUCUCGGGAGAGAGCACGGUGGUGGCCACUACGAGUGAUCUCACCAAAGACCUGGCACAGAUGGACCUGAAGGCUGCAGAAGGAAACCCGGGGUCAUCUCCGGCCCCUGAGGCAGAGGGCGCCACCAGCCCAGACGCACAGGGAGGCGGAGGCCCGUCAUAAGGACAACUACAGACUGUAUGAAUGAAGAGCUGAGGAGUGAGGAUGGAGAGGCGUGGACACAGAAAGGGUGCACAUGACUUGGCGUAAGGACACGUUCAGUCACUCCCGGCCUGUGUUUGGAGCUUUGCCAGCCCAAACAUCUUCCUUUUUAUUGGAUCCGAUGGAAAACACGGAGAACAGAGUAGAAGCCACAGUGAAGAUGCUGCUCACUUGCAGUGAACUCCAUUAUUCAUUUAAAGUUCUGUCAAGAUGAGAAAGCACAGAAACUUUCGUGUAUGUCUUUGGAAAGUGACUGAGCUGAACAGAAUCCAUUUCUAACUCUCAACAUGUUCCAGCCUAAAGUGGAACUCUGUCCCGCAGAGCGUUACUUGUGUACUCAUCAUCAUAUGUUUGUAUUUUUUCUUUUUGUGUGUUUUUGUGACUUGACUGUCGUUCAGUUUCAUUGUUGAAUGUUUGGGUUUUUUUGUAACAAACAUAUUCAUCAUUAUGUGUGUGGCGUUCAUAUUUAUUGCCAAAUGUUCUGUGAUAACUUUGUGAUAGCAAUUUUUUUUCUUUGUGUAAUAAAAAUCUUGCAGAAUUUACUCC
Messenger RNA from Thalassophryne amazonica, 1052 nucleotides. It is a transcript of the gene pkig, whose product is annotated as protein kinase (cAMP-dependent, catalytic) inhibitor gamma. NCBI's taxonomy places the organism in Eukaryota, Metazoa, Chordata, Actinopteri, Batrachoidiformes, Batrachoididae. Gene Ontology annotation, cellular component: cytoplasm; nucleus. The record is from RefSeq and is a predicted model, not a curated record. The transcript has 3 exons. The coding region runs from base 231 to 467 and encodes 78 amino acids. Gene Ontology annotation, biological process: negative regulation of cAMP-dependent protein kinase activity. Gene Ontology annotation, molecular function: cAMP-dependent protein kinase inhibitor activity.